Messenger RNA from Trichoplusia ni (cabbage looper), 2620 nucleotides. RefSeq names its product asparagine synthetase [glutamine-hydrolyzing] (gene AsnS). NCBI's taxonomy places the organism in Eukaryota, Metazoa, Arthropoda, Insecta, Lepidoptera, Noctuidae. Gene Ontology annotation, molecular function: asparagine synthase (glutamine-hydrolyzing) activity. The coding region runs from base 105 to 1763 and encodes 552 amino acids. The record is from RefSeq and is a predicted model, not a curated record. Gene Ontology annotation, cellular component: cytosol. The transcript has 2 exons.
AGCAGCGAGCGGCAGCGUGCUACAUAGAAAAAGCCGAUUAGUCUACGUGUUAGUGUUAUUCGCUAAUUUAUUAGCUCGUAACGUGUAUUAAAAAAAUAUCCAAAAUGUGCGGAAUCUGGGCAUUAUUUGGCGGCAGUGAAGAUUUAUGUCCACUCUGUACGGAAAGCUUCUUAACGAUCCGUCACCGUGGACCUGACGCAUGGAGGUUCGAGGCUGACGCUCGGGAACCAUUUGCGAUAUUCGGUUUCCGACGAUUGGCUAUCGUUGACGGAUUACAUGGCAUGCAACCCAUGAGAUUGCAUCUUUAUCCUCGCACAAACUUAAUUUGUAACGGAGAAAUUUAUAACUGCAAGCGUUUGCAGGCGCAACACAAAUUCCCGUAUGAAACUAAAUGUGAUGUGGAAGCUAUAACCCACCUUUAUCACAACUUUGGCUUCCAGAAAACCGUUAAAAACCUUGACGGCGUAUUUGCAUUUUGUCUAGUCGAUGGUGAGAAGAGAAAAGUCUGUGUCGCUCGGGAUCCUUACGGGGUGCGCCCACUUUUCGAAUAUUGGGAUGAGGAAAGGGGUGUCUUAGGUAUCUCCUCAGAAGGCAAGGGUCUGAUUAAGUUAAAACAGAACGGCAGCGGCAGUUCAACGUUAAGACAAUUUCCGCCAGGCCAUUACGCGCAAUGGAGUAUAUUAGACGACGGUAAAGUAAAACUUGAUUUUAUCGAACGAUACACGUCGCCUGGUAUGCCGCCUAACUUCCUGCCAUACGUCCCUGAAGCAGAGUUAGAUGGCAAGAGUAUAGAAGAAAAAACGGCGCGACUUUUAGAAGCUGCGUGCGAAAAGAGAUUGAUGUCCGACAGGCGUAUCGGAUGUCUUCUCAGCGGUGGCUUGGAUUCAUCGCUCAUUGCCGCUUUGGUAGUAAAACUUGCUAAAAAACACAACUUGCCGUACAAAAUACAAACAUUCGCCAUAGGAAUGGGUGACUCUCCUGAUUUAGUUGCUGCGCGAUCAGUUGCGGAUCAUUUAGGUACAGAGCAUCAUGAAGUGCAAUUUGAUGAGAACGAUGUAAAGGAAGCUUUAGACAACGUUAUUUAUCAUUUGGAAACCUUUGAUAUCACAACGAUACGCGCCAGUUUGCCUAUGUACUUGCUCUCGAAGUAUAUUAAGGAAAAGACAAACACUACUGUGGUUUUCAGUGGGGAAGGUGCAGAUGAAUUGGCACAAGGCUACAUUUACUUUAGAGACGCGCCUUCAGAGAAUAUUGCACACGAGGAGAGCUUGCGUUUGCUCUCAGACAUUUACUUGUACGAUGGCCUCCGUGCUGAUAGGACGACAAGUGCGUUCAGUUUGGAGCUGCGAGUCCCAUUCUUAGAUAUUCAAUUUACCAACCACUACCUGAGCGUAGAUCCGAAACUAAGGCAACCACAGAACGGUAUUGAAAAGCAUUUGUUGAGGAGUAGCUUUGCUAACAGUGGCUUGUUGCCGGAUACUAUUUUGUGGCGUCAUAAAGAGGCCUUUAGCGACGGAGUUGCGUCUGUUAAGAAGUCAUUGUUCACUAUCAUCGGAGAGGUGAUAGCUGAGCGGUCUAUAGAAGAGAACGUGAUAUAUCCAGGUGUACAGCCAACAACAGCGGAGUCUAAAUAUUAUCGAUACAUUUUCGAGAAAUCGUAUCCGGGUCAACAUGUGUUCACUCCGUACUACUGGAUGCCCAAAUGGGUAGCGGGGGUUACAGAUCCUUCUGCCAGAUUUAUACAACAUUACAAGGCUAACUAAAUAAAUCCUUAUUUUUGACAUUCUUAAUGCGAUAAUCGCUUAAAAGAGCAAAGCUCUUGCUAUAAGUUUAAGUCAAUUUUACCUAUCAUAUUAAGCACAAAAAUUAUAAAAUCUCUCAUUAACAUUUUUUUUUCAUUUUAGUUGCAAAUACUGAGUAAUUACAGUACCCGUGUUCCGCUAUCUUGAUUUCUAUGUACGUUACUUAUUUCUACGUAACUUACAAUUCAAGUCUAGCAAAGUGUGUUAACUCCAAUAAUUGACUUGCGGCGUUCCGUGGAAGUUAGCUCUCAUUAUUCCCUGGACGAUUUGGAGACCCCCUUUGGUAUUAAAGUAAAGAGAAAUUACCUCUAAGAUAAUGAUUGUUAGUGCUUUAAGCACUUGUUUUGUUGUUCAUAGUUUAAGUGUAUUUAAUACACAAUUUUUGUUAAUUUUACUUCUAUGUAAGUGUUGAAUUUUAAUGCAGUUUAAGCCGUCUUGCAUUUCAUGUCCAAAAAUAAAGAAAAUAUGACGUCCCUGCUGGAACUUUAUUAUGCCCUCCUGAUACUUUGUACUUUGACGUUUGAUACGUGACAUGCUUUUCUUAGACUCGGUCUAUGAUGGUAUCAAGAUUUCAUAAUCAGCCCCUCUAUCUUUUAACGGAAAAUGCAUUUUAUUGGUUGUUUUUGUGUUAUAAGUUUUUUUUGAACCAUUGUGAUGUUAUAUUAGGGAAUACUGAGAGUAUCGUUACCUUUUCUGAAGCAGAUUAUAAUUGUUGUUUAACUUGCAUAAUAAAAAAUUCGAUUUUGUGAUCUGAAUAAUGGAGUAUUAUUUACUUAUAUGUAAGCUGUGAGUUCUAAUAAAAAUAUUUUGAAGAUAAA